AUGGAAAAGACAAACGAGAGAGCAUACUUCGAUGAUCAGACUGGCGACACCAAUAUCAUUACUUUAGAACAAUUGACCAAGGAUGAGUCUCUUCAUUUUGGUGAUACGUUAAUGAACGCAGCAAAAAAGAAUCAAGAAUUUGAAGGUUUCAAAACUGCAAAAGAAGGCCUUUUAAGUGUUGAACAAAAGAUGGAAAAACUUCUACUGCUACAUGAACGAGGCAAGAGUGAGCCCAAUUUGAACAAGUCUGGCAAACCGGUUGAGUUCAAACCGAAAUUUAAUCUUUUUGAUAGACAAGAAGAAGAAAGAAAGGGGAAGUCCCGUUCAGACUCUCCACGACAAACAACGUCUCGACAACCGCUUUAUAUUUAUGGCAAGAAAGACGAACAGAAGGAAAACAAGAGUGAGGGCAACACCAUGAAUACCAAGUGUGUUGUCCCAGACGAUGAAGACGGUACAACAGUUCCCCAGGUCGCUUCAUUCACCAACGAAAACUCCGAGGAGAUGAUAAAAACACUUGAAAUGCUUGAAAAAAAAGGUCUUUCAGAUUUGUCCAAAAAGCAAGACAUCGGUCAAAAGCAGUUUCAAGAAAUGCUCACCGGUGAGAUACACAUCUCAACAUCUGAAGACGCCUCAGAAAAUAUUGGAAUCGUCCCACUUCUCAGAGAGUGGUUAUCAGUCAUCGAACAGAUCAUCCAAACACCAAUAGAACCAUCCGAACAUGUAUCAAAGCUUGACCUUCUUAUUUUCUUUUCCGAAAUUCGAAUUUUUUCAAACACAAUUGUUGACUUAUUGAAUUCUUCUCGUUAUUUUUUUCAUCAAAUUGUUUUUAUUAUAAUUAAAUAA
Molecule: messenger RNA, 846 nt
Organism: Entamoeba invadens IP1
Lineage: Eukaryota; Evosea; Mastigamoebida; Endamoebidae
Exons: 1
Coding region: 1-846 (281 amino acids)
Source: RefSeq, a predicted model, not a curated record